Molecule: messenger RNA, 1371 nt
Organism: Leishmania major strain Friedlin
Lineage: Eukaryota; Euglenozoa; Kinetoplastea; Trypanosomatida; Trypanosomatidae
Product: surface antigen-like protein
Exons: 1
Coding region: 1-1371 (456 amino acids)
Source: RefSeq, a predicted model, not a curated record
AUGAUGCCGCCGCCGCUUCCGCACCGUCGCGCCACGCGGGCGUGUGCGCUUGUGGCUGCUGUAGCGCUGGUGUUGGUGCUACCGACCAGCAGGGCGCGCACCGUGGGGAUGAGAUCAAUGUCAGCAUACACGGAAGCGCAGCAACUCCAUACGCGCAAGUUUCUGGAUGGAUUUGUGCAGUCGAUGCCAGAUCUCCACAACAUCUGGACCGGCGACGACUUCUGCGCCUGGAAAGGAGUAACAUGUCUCCGCGACGGGGUGUCCGUCAGCGCCACCAACUGGGUCCAGCUGGCUGUCCCCCCCGGCCGUCUGCCGGAGGUGUCGAGCGCCGACGUUGACGUGUCGCAGGUGUUUGUCACCUCCAUCAGUGUGCGCGCAAACGGGCGGAACUUGUCAGGGACGCUACCAGCCAGCUGGGGCUUGCUGCAAAAUCUGCGCAAGGUGCGAUUGGAGAGUAACAGCCUGACAGGCAGCCUCCCGCCUGAGUGGAGCGGCCUGCGCAGUUUGAGGGAGCUCUACCUAAGCAACAACAAUCUCACCGGCACCCUCCCGGCGUCGUGGGGAGAGAGCAUGAAGAGCCUCGCCAUCUUGAGCCUCGAUCGCAACGCGCUGGCCGGUACGCUGCCGCCGGAGUGGGGACGCAUGAAGUCGAUGCAGGCCUUGGUGCUGGAAAGCAACCAGCUCAGUGGCACACUGCCUGCGGAGUGGCGAUUUAUGCGAGCUGCCUCGACGCUGAUGAUAGGCAGGAACUACCUCAGCGGCACCCUCCCACACGAAUGGGCGGAGAUGUCAGUAAUGGAGUGGAUGGACCUGCACUCGAACCGCCUCACCGGCUGGUUGCCUGCGGCUUGGGCGACGAUGACCCUCCUGAAUACCCUGCUGCUUUUCGACAAUGGCUUCACCGGUACUCUGCCUACGGAAUGGGCGCGCCUGGAAUUCCUGGAGGAACUGCGUAUGCAGGACAACGUACUCGUCGGCACACUGCCUGCGUCGUGGAGUGCCAUGGUGCUCAUGCAGGUGCUGGAUAUCUCCGAGAACACACUGAGCGGCACGCUACCGGUGUUGUGGAGCUCGAUGCAGUCUCUCGACACGCUGAGCAUCCGCGACAACCAGCUAAGUGGCUCUCUCCCGAUUGAGUGGAGGACACUGCCGAAAAUCAUGCAUCUCCACCUGGAGGGCAACGCUCUCUGCGGCUGCCUUCCGCUUAACUGGACAAGCCGUUACGUCGCCGUCGAAGUUGACGAGGCGGUCACGAGUGUCAACUGUGCCACAGAGAACGCGUGUAACGACGUAAACCUUGACUCUAUCAGCGACAAGAUCUCCAGCAGCUGCAGUUCUUCGACGAGCCCAAACGGGGGCCGUCGACGGUAG